Molecule: messenger RNA, 930 nt
Organism: Folsomia candida
Lineage: Eukaryota; Metazoa; Arthropoda; Collembola; Entomobryomorpha; Isotomidae
Exons: 4
Coding region: 132-536 (134 amino acids)
Source: RefSeq, a predicted model, not a curated record
AUAUCUCAUUAUACAUAUUUACAUGCCUCAUUUCAAAAAUAAAUGUCGCUUAGUUCACAAUUUCCACCAUAAUAAAUCGUCCUCUAAGAAUUUAAAUUUAUUUCAUACAGAAAAUAAGUAAUUUGCAUAUUAUGGUUGCCCAUAAUGUCUUCCAUAACCAUGUUGCUGGAUAUCAGAACAAUUCCACUGCUUUGGAAGACUCAACAGCCAUGGCUGAUUUCGACUAUGACCAAUAUAACCAGCUAAGGCGAAACACGGAGGCCUUUAGGGAGCAGCUCGAGAGAUUAGAUAAACUCGAACAAACCAGACAAGUUACCCGAGCAAGAAGACCAAUUUUACAAGUAUUAAAGGUUCUCGAAUCUGAGCUCAAGCGGUUGGAGGGCGUUCUCCGUAUUCCGCCGGCCCCCUUCGCACCACCACCGCGCUACUUCCCACAUGAUAUGGCAGCAGUAUUGGUAUGUGGAUUUGCUAUAGUGGCGGUUGGGUUGGGGAUCUUUUUCCAGUACUGGACUGAACACUGGUCAGUCAAUAGUUAACAGUUGUUAGCUGACAAUUAAUAUUUACCUACUGCAAAAAUAUUAAAAUCUGAUAUCUACAUAAUCUCUCCUUGAUAAAGCAGUGUCAUGCUACAAAUGAAAAGCUAUUCAUUUCGUUAUUCUAUUGCUCUUCAACACAACUCAAAAAAUUUCCCUAUUAAAUUUCAUGAAUACUCAAUUUCUAAUAGACUGCUUCUAACGUGUACAAAGAUUUUAUUAUUGGUCACUUUAUGUCUAAAGCGUUCUAAAAUUCUUGAAGAGAAGAGUUUGUACAUAAAUAUAUUAGUAUUAUAUAAGAUAAGAUUGAUUAAAGCAUCCAGUCCAUAAUGCUAAUUGUAAUAAGACAAAUAUGAAGAAUAAAUAAAUUCAUUAAUUUCUUUCCACAAUUAAAAAA